CGCAUGCGCCGAGCUGGCGGGCCCGAGUGUUGUCGGCUGGGAAAUGGCGGCCGCGGGCUUGGUAGCUGUGGCAGCGGCUGCCGAGUACUCUGGCACGGUAGCGUCGGGAGGUAACCUCCCUGGUGUUCACUGCGGCCCAAGCUCCGGGGCAGGCCCAGGUUUUGGCCCGGGGUCGUGGAGCCGCUCUCUCGAUCGAGCCCUGGAGGAGGCGUCGGUCACUGGGGUGCUGAGCCUGAGCGGCCGGAAACUGAGGGAGUUUCCCCGGGGAGCGGCCAACCACGACCUGACGGACACCACCCGGGCGGACCUGUCGCGAAAUCGCCUUUCAGAAAUUCCUAUAGAAGCAUGUCACUUUGUUUCUCUGGAAAAUCUCAACUUGUACCAAAAUUGUAUUCGGUAUAUUCCAGAGGCAAUUUUAAACCUACAAGCUCUAACAUUCUUAAAUAUUAGUCGGAACCAACUGUCAACAUUGCCGGUACACUUGUGUAAUUUGCCAUUGAAAGUCUUAAUUGCUAGUAAUAACAAAUUGGUGUCACUUCCAGAAGAAAUUGGACACCUCAGACAUUUGAUGGAACUUGAUGUGAGCUGCAAUGAAAUUCAAACUAUACCUUCCCAAAUUGGUAACCUGGAGUCCUUGAGAGACCUUAAUGUAAGAAGAAAUCACCUAGUACAUUUGCCUGAAGAGCUGGCGGAGUUGCCUUUGAUACGGUUAGACUUCUCAUGCAAUAAAAUUACCACAAUCCCUGUUUGUUAUCGGAACCUCAGGCACCUACAGACAAUCACCCUAGAUAACAAUCCACUACAAUCACCUCCUGCACAGAUAUGUAUAAAAGGCAAAAUCCACAUAUUUAAAUACCUGAACAUACAAGCUUGUAAGAUUGCUCCAGAUCUGCCGGAUUAUGAUAGGAGACCAUUGGGUUUUGGCUCCUGCCAUGAAGAACUGUACUCAAGUCGCCCUUAUGGAGCCCUUGAUUCAGGCUUCAAUAGUGUGGACAGUGGUGAUAAGAGAUGGUCAGGGAAUGAACCUACAGAUGAAUUUUCAGAUCUGCCUCUUCGAGUAGCAGAGAUUACUAAAGAACAAAGACUACGAAGAGAAAGCCAGUACCAGGAGAACCGCGGCAGUUUAGUAGUAACAAACGGCGGAGUGGAACAUGAUCUUGAUCAGAUUGACUACAUAGACAGCUGCACUGCAGAGGAAGAAGAGGCCGAGGUGAGACAGCCCAAGGGACCGGACUCAGACAGCCUUAGUUCACAGUUUAUGGCGUAUAUUGAACAGCGGCGAAUCUCUCAUGAGGGUUCACCAGUAAAGCCAGUAGCCAUUAGGGAGUUUCAAAAAACAGAAGAUAUGAGAAGAUAUUUACAUCAAAACAGGGUUCCGGUUGAGCCAUCUUCCCUCUUGUCACUAUCAGCAAGUCACAAUCAGCUGUCACACACAGACCUGGAACUUCAUCGGAGAAGGGAGCAGUUAGUAGAGCGCACUCGGAGAGAGGCUCAGCUUGCUGCCCUGCAGUAUGAGGAGGAGAAAAUAAGGACCAAGCAGAUCCAGAGAGAUGCUGUCCUGGACUUUGUCAAACAAAAAGCAUCACAAAGUCCACAAAAACAGCAGCCGCUCCUAGAUGGCGUAGAUGGUGAGUCGCUGUCAGGGUUGAAUCAAGUGGGCUGUGCUGCUACCCUGCCUCAUUCUUCUGCCUUCACGCCUCGUAAGAGUGAUGACAGACCUAAUGCUCUAUUAAGUUCACCUACAACAGAAACAGUUCAUCAUUCCCCUGCAUAUUCUUUUCCUGCUGCUAUCCAGAGAAAUCAGCCUCAGCGCCCUGAAAGCUUCCUUUUCCGAGCAGGUGUCAGGGCAGAAACCAACAAAGGUCAUGCUUCACCCCUUCCUCCAUCUGCUGCACCUACCACUGAUCCUACAGAUUCCAUAACAAGGCAGAAUUCAAGACAGAGAGAAGAAGAGCUGAAAUUAAUAGAUCAACUGCGUAAACAUAUUGAGUACCGGUUGAAAGUGUCUCUGCCUUGUGAUCUCGGAGCAGCUCUAACUGACGGUGUUGUUCUUUGCCAUUUGGCCAAUCAUGUGCGACCUCGAUCUGUCCCAAGCAUUCAUGUUCCCUCACCAGCUGUACCUAAAUUAACAAUGGCGAAAUGCAGGCGAAAUGUGGAGAAUUUCCUAGAAGCUUGCAGAAAAAUUGGUGUACCUCAGGAGCAAUUAUGUUUGCCUCUCCACAUUUUAGAAGAGAAAGGUUUGAGCCAGGUUGCAGUGACGGUCCAGGCUCUCCUGGAACUUGCCCCACCCAAGCAACAGCAGCACCAGUUAUCUGCUGUUUGAGGAUCCCCAGGACCGUGGGCACUGGCCUGGCCAAAACAAGGAACAGGACACCGUGAUUGCUGCUGCCAGCUGUCUGCUUAAACAAAGCUCUUAUGUGUUCUCAGAAGGGACCAUUCCCAUGAUUCCUAACAGGAAUAUUUUGCUUCAUUUCUCCAUUUUAGGGGAGGUUAUUUCCAUUUCCAUUGAAUUUUUUUACGAAGACACCAUUGGUUUUCUCAGAUGAAACUUCUCUUACUGAAAACCCAGCACCUAACCUGGCUGUGUUUUCCUGGAGAGCAGGUAUAUUUCACGUGCCAGAAAGCACAUCUGCGUUAGGCACAAGCAUGCUGUGCCGUUGUUUUUACCUGCUCCCAAGACAACUGGUCUGCUGGUUUCUAAACUUGGUUGUUCAUUAGAAUCUCCUGGAGUAUUUGUUAAAAUACAGAUUCACAUUCAGUAGAUCUGGGGUAAGGCCUAGGAAUCUGCAUUUUCAACAACCAUUGUACAUGUUUUUGUUAGAGAAGGAGUUCUGCUCAGUUGCCCAGGCUGGAGUGCAGUGGCACAAUCUCGGCUCACUACAACCUCCGCCUCCCGGGCUCAAGCGAUUCUCCUGCCUCAGCCUACCAAGUAGCUGGGACAACAGGCGCCCGCCACCAUGCCUGGCUAAUUUUUUUGUAUUUUUAGUAGAGAUGGGGUUUUGCCAUGUUGGCCAGGCUGGUCUCAAACUCCAGACUUCAAGUGAUCCACCUGCCUCAGCCUCCCAAAAUGCUGGGAUUACAGGCGUGAGCCACUGCGCCCGGCCUCCCAGAGUGCUGGGAUGACAGGCGUGAGCCACUGUGCCCAGCGCCCGACCCAUUGCACGUGUUUUUCACGUAGUGGAAACCACUGUUGAAAGCUAGAUAUUUGUAUGUUUGGCAGGGAGGGUAAUGGCCCUGCUGCCUUUUUCACCCACAUUUAAAAUCAAAAGCUAUAUUAUGAGGAGUUGGACUGUUCUGUCAAAGGCAAAACAAAAAUAAUAUAGAAGGCCUAGGUUUUGCAUAGUCUUCUUUUUUUUUUAAGAGUUGGAGUCUUGCCGUAUUGCCCAGGCUGGUCUGAAACUCCUGGGCUCAACUGAUCCUCCCGCCUCAGCCUCCCAAAGUGCUGGGAUUACUGGAGUGAGCCACCGGGUCUGGCCCAAAUUUUGCAUAGUAAAACAGUGAAACAGAUACAGUUGUUUUAAGGUCUGUGUUCUAGGCCUCCCUUCAACUGCAGUCAUACCAUCAUAGAGGAUGGUUCUAUGUCAUCCUGUUAUCUGGACAUUAUAAUAAACAACAAACCCUCUAUACACAGGUUCCACAUCCUGAAGCUGAAUCAUAGAGGAUGGUUCUAUGUCAUCCUGUUAUCUAGACAUUAUCAACAACAAGCCCUCUAUAUACAGUUUCCAAAUCCUGAAGCUGAUAGCGCACUUGUUCUCACUGAGCCUCCCUCCCCGCCCUUCUGCUGCUCCUCAGACAUCUGGGCCUGCAGACACAUUGCAGUCACAGCACAUACACUUCUAGCCCGGAAAAGCCUAGUUUCUUGUAUUUCUUUCAGGUAACUGCCAGUUUCUGUGGCUGAAUUAAAGCACUUACGGCAUCUUCCUAGCUGGGUGUGGUGGCUCACGCCUGUAAUCUCAGCACUUCGGGAGGCUGAGGUGGGCAGAUCACCUGAAGUUGGGAGUUAGAGACCAGCCUGACCAACAUGGAGAAACCCCGUCUCUACUAAAAAUACAAAGUUAGCUGGGUGUGGUGGUGCACGCCUGUAAUCCCAGCUACUCGGGAGGCUGAGGCAGGAGAAUCGCUUGAACCCAGGAGGCGGAGGUUGUGGUGAGCCAAGAUCGUGCCAUCGCACCCCAGCCUGGGCAACAAAAGCGAAAUUCCAUCUCAAAAAAAAAAACGCGCCCCAUCUGGCUCCACCACUAGCGCCUUUAUAUACUCAAUGAUGGGUGGAGGAAAAGGGCCCAAGGGCUCACACUGCACAGGAGCCUUUACGCAAGUUUCAGCUAGUUUUCCUUCCCCUGCAUUUUGAACUCCUUUUAGUUGUUGGUGAUAUCCUUUGGUGUUCACUGCCUUUGUAAAACAAAUAAAGUAAGCGGAACAUAUCCUUUUGUUUCUGUAGUUGUUAACUGUUCUGGAUUUUCUUUACAAUGCAUCCAUUUGGGCAUAAUGUUAUCCCUCUUUUUAUCAGGUAAAUGUAGCAUCUAAAAAUAGCUUUGGAUCAAAUCAUGUUGAGUACCUGGUCAAAGUAAUGUUUUCUUCCUUGUUCUUGCAGAGAAACAAAUUCAUCAGAACAUUACCACUUGACCAGGUUUAAAAUUGUAUAACAGGCUGGGCAUGGCGGCUCAUGCCUAUAAUCCCAGCACUUUUGGAAACUGAGGCAAGAGGAUCACUUGAGCCCAGGAGUUUGAGAGCAGCCUGGGCAACAUAGCAAGACCCUGUCUCCUCAAAAUUAAAAAAAACAGGCGUGGUGGCACCUGCCUGUACUCCCAGCUACUCAGGAGGCUAGGGUGGGAGGAUCACUUGAGCCUGGGAGGUCGAGGCUACAGUGAGCCAUGGCUGCACCACUGCACUCCAGCCUGGGCAACAGAGUGAGACACCCAUCUCUAAAAAUAAAAUAAAUUGUAUAACAUACAACAUCUAAGUUCAAUGCCCAAUCUUAUAGAACAAAAGUAAAAUGUCCUUAUGUAAGACCCCAUUAUAUUUGCAGUUCCCAGCAGACCCACCGACUCUUAUAUACCCUUAUAUAACUUGUUUAGAAUUUAGCCGUGUGCAUUUUUAAACUGUAUUUGUCAACAUUAAGCCUCAGUACAGUCUUCAAAUUAUAUGCCACCAGAAAUGAAACUCAGCAAAAGACAGGAUUGUUUUUAACAUAUGCAAGCCAGCCUGGCCAACAUGGUGAAACCUUGUCUCUACUAAAAAUACAAAAAUUAGCCAGGCGUGGUGGUGGGCACCUGUAAUCCCAGCUACUUGGGAGGCUGAGGCACAAGAAUCGCUUCAACCUGGAAGGCGAAGGUUGCAGUGGGCUGAGAUUGUGCCACUUCACUCCAGCCUGGGCAACAGAGCAAGACUCUGUCUCAAAAAAAAAAAAAAAAAAAAAACCCCACCAAACCAAAAGCAUAGUAUGCAAGGAAUAAUUCUAGAAGACAUUACAUAAUGCAAUACUUGCAACAUUUGCAACUAAUUUUCCCAUAGGGAUAAAUGGAAAUUUCAACUUAUUUCAAAUUUUGCACAUAUUAUGAAACCUUAUUAAUGUAUUUUUAUCAAACUAAAUCAGAUUUGUAUUUGAAUUGUUAGGAAAAACCACGUGCAGUUUUGGCUGAUAAUUGAAGGAAAAAUAUAAAAUACUUUGAAUUUUUUUUCUCUUUUUUCAAACACUCUGCAGAGGUAUGAAGGUAUGAAUUUCUUUUUUGUGUCAAGUUACAAAAACGAAUCAUGAUGCUUUUGUUGGGAGAAUUUUUGUAUUCAGUAUUUUGUAUGUACCUUUUUUUUUAAAAUUGGAAAGCACAAUUCGGUUUAACAUUUAGCUUUGCUUGACUACAGUGUAAGAUGAAGAUGACCCUGUCACGGCUCCCCUGACCUGAAGCAGAGCCCUUCCCAUCACUGACAGUGUCGGGGGCUGAGAGCCCCCCAGCAGAGCCUUUCCCAUCACUGACAAGUGUUGGCGGCUGAGAGCCCCCCAGCAGAGCCCUUCCCAUCACUGACGGUGUCGGCGGCUGAGAGCCCCCCAGCAGAGCCCUUCCCAUCACUGACAGUGUCUGGGGCUGAGAGCCCCCCAGCAGAGCCCUUCCCAUCACUGACAGUGUCGGGGGCUGAGAGCCCCCCAGCAGAGCCCUUCCCAUCACUGACAGUGUCUGGGGCUGAGAGCCCCCCAGCAGAGCCCUUCCCAUCACUGACAGUGUCUGGGGCUGAGAGCCCCCCAGCAGAACCCUUCCCAUCACUGACAGUGUCUGGGGCUGAGAGCCCCCCAGCAGAACCCUUCCCAUCACUGACAGUGUCUGGGGCUGAGAGCUCCCCCAGCAGAGCCCUUCCCAUCACUGACAGUGUCGGCGGCUGAGAGCCCCCCAGCAGAGCCCUUCCCAUCACUGACAGUGUCGGGGGCUGAGAGCCCCCCAGCAGAGCCCUUCCCAUCACAGUGUCGGGGGCUGAGAGCUCCCCCAGCAGAGCCCUUCCCAUCACUGACAGUGUCGGCGGCUGAGAGCCCCCCCAGCAGAGCCCUUCCCAUCACUGACAGUGUCGGCGGCUGAGAGCUCCCCCAGCAGAGCCCUUCCCAUCACUGACGGUGUCGGCGGCUGAGAGCCCCCCAGCAGAGCCCUUCCCAUCACUGACAGUGUCGGGGGCUGAGAGCCCCCCCAGCAGAGCCCUUCCCAUCACUGACAGUGUUGGCGGCUGAGAGCCCCCCAGCAGAGCCCUUCCCAUCACUGACAGUGUCUGGAGUUGAGAGCCCCCCAGCAGAGCCCUUCCCAUCACUGACAGUGUCGGGGGCUGAGAGCCCCCCAGCAGAGCCCUUCCCAUCACUGACAGUGUCGGGGGCUGAGAGCUCCCCCAGCAGAGCCCUUCCCAUCACUGACAGUGUCUGGGGCUGAGAGCACCCCCAGCAGAGCCCUUCCCAUCACUGACAGUGUCGGCGGCUGAGAGCCCCCCCAGCAGAGCCCUUGCUACCUACAGAGAUUUUCUGUCAGCAGUUUCCCAGUAUUUCAGACUCAUAAUCUGUGUUUAGCACUCCAGUGUUCUCUUGUAAUACCCAGGUCUGGAAACGACCCAUGGAAAGAGGGGCCUUUGUAUUCUGCUAGAACACAGAGCAUAGUAGUAGAUCACUUUUCUGAAGAGCUUUUUAAAAUACAGCUAAUCAAAGAGUUUGCGAUUUCUCUUUUCUACAGCUCAGCAGUGACUAAUGAUGUGUGACUAUGCUAAUGAAUUUGAUGAAUUCGUAAAAACUAAGUGCUUAAAUGGUUAUAGAAAUGAAAACAUGGAUAUUUAGAAGCCUUUCUAUAUACACAGUGCAGUGAGAUGGUUUACAGCAAAUUUCAUUUUAUUUCUGAAAAUGUAAACAUGUAAUUAGUGAAAGAUUUUGUAAAACAUUGUCCUAUAUUUGUAUGUCUGUAAAUAUAUUGCAUAAGUUCUAAGUAUAAAUAUGUCAGUAUCAUGUAUGUUAUUUUAAAUUGCCUGUAUGCCACUUUAUACGUUGACAUUCAAAUAAAAGCCAACACUUCAGUGGCAUGUAAUAAAA
Molecule: messenger RNA, 7546 nt
Organism: Pongo pygmaeus (Bornean orangutan)
Lineage: Eukaryota; Metazoa; Chordata; Mammalia; Primates; Hominidae
Gene: LRCH3
Product: leucine rich repeats and calponin homology domain containing 3
Exons: 20
Coding region: 44-2323 (759 amino acids)
Cellular component (GO): cytoplasm
Molecular function (GO): protein binding
Source: RefSeq, a predicted model, not a curated record